AUGGCGCCGCCCUUGCAGCCAUGUGCUCGCCACGUGGUCGACAGCCCGCCGACUCGCAUUCCGGGGGAGCCCUGCCGGCCAGCCCCCCCCGUGGCAACCCCGUUGGUUGGGUCCCGCGCCCAGCGCUUCGUGGCAACUCCACUGCCCGGGAUGACCGCGGCGACACCCCACGGCCCCCCCUGCAGGCAUGGUGGCUGCCCCUCCAGGCAGAGCGGCCCCGCGUCCGGGCCACCGCUCCUCGCUCAGGCGCUCCCCAGCCGGGCUCUAGCUCGCCCACCGCGCCAACCCCCGCCACUGCGCCGUUUUCGGCGCCGUGCGCCGUCCCAGGGUCCUCGCCCCGCGCUGCUCUGGGUGCGGUGCUGCUCGCAGCGACCGGACCGGCUCGUCGCUCCGGGCGGAAGUGGGCGGGGCCGCCGCGGCAGGCGUGGAGCUCGUACCGGCGCCACCGCCCAUGGCCACAGCUCCACCGCCGGAGCCGUCCGCCUCGCCACCCGCAGCUCCGGGCGGUUCCACGCUGCCCCAUCCUCCUCAAACAUCGCGCCGUUGCUGCUGGCAGGCACAGCAACCGCUGCCCAGCCACCCGCCCGCAGCACGGGCCAUGGUCCAUGCACGCCUCCCGCAGAGGCAGCCCGCAAAGUGGCCAUGAGAGAGGAAGAGAAGGCACCACGUCCUGCUUUCGGCAUGGGCAAAAUGGCGCCACCCAUGCUCCAGCGUGGACCUCACGUGUCCGCAAAGUUGCAAUGGCUUGGGAAUUCAAAGUCCGUUCCCUUCCACCAGUCACACAAUUCACGACACGCACCUUACUCCCGGGAUCCACGCAUCCGUGAAAAUUCAGUACAAAAAGGUACAAUCUUUGUCCGAGUCUCUGGUACCCCCCCCCCCGCUUUCCACAUGCAGUUCAAACAAUGGGUGCAGGUCAUCUGUGGAGAGACCCACUACCGGGCGUAG
Molecule: messenger RNA, 948 nt
Organism: Empidonax traillii (willow flycatcher)
Lineage: Eukaryota; Metazoa; Chordata; Aves; Passeriformes; Tyrannidae
Product: proline-rich protein 18-like
Exons: 2
Coding region: 1-948 (315 amino acids)
Source: RefSeq, a predicted model, not a curated record